Molecule: messenger RNA, 2980 nt
Organism: Coccomyxa subellipsoidea C-169
Lineage: Eukaryota; Viridiplantae; Chlorophyta; Trebouxiophyceae; Coccomyxaceae
Exons: 16
Coding region: 105-2657 (850 amino acids)
Biological process (GO): meiotic cell cycle; microtubule nucleation; mitotic cell cycle
Cellular component (GO): equatorial microtubule organizing center; centrosome; gamma-tubulin small complex
Molecular function (GO): gamma-tubulin binding; microtubule minus-end binding
Source: RefSeq, a predicted model, not a curated record
GGAGAUGGACACAUCUAGAGGCUCAGCAAAGUUCAUCGCAUUGAUGGCCUCGACACACACGUCCAACAAAUUCUGACAGCUCAAGGCAGAGUGGGAAGGUUGACAUGGAGGCCACAACCAGGGAAAUCGCAUUCUUGAUUGAGAAGUUGAUAGACGCAGGCUUAGAUCCUCUGCGACGAGAAGGCGUACACACUGAUGCAGCUGCGAGAAGGGUGCUAAGCUACUCGCUGAGGUUGUUGGGGAGCCGAUUUGCACUCCCCCAGCCGCGUGUUGAGAGCCUGGCCCUCCAAUCCUUGCGGAGAAAGGUGAUGCAGCAGGGGCACAAUCACCAACUCUCAAGAUUGGACGACCUUCAGCUUCGGCUCGUCAUGGCGGGGACACCCCCGGAGACAAGGAGCGCUCUUUUCGCCCUCCUCACAUCCCUCCCAAGCCAAAGGGAUGCUGAGGCAACCAGCCUGCCUCAGCUAGCUCCAAUGCAGAGCUCCUCUUUGCACUUUGCCCCCAGCAGACAGCCUGGACCCAAGCAGGCAUCAGCAGUCUUGAGGAAGGACCCAAAGGAGCAGCCAGCAGGCCUCCGAGAGGCAACACUGCGCAAGGACAGCAAGACAGCCGCAGAGGCGCGCUCAGCGAGCAACUUGGGAGAGAUUGCGUUGGUGCGGGAGGUGCUGUGCGCCUGCCAGGGCUUUGACGGGCAGCACGUGCGCUACAGUCCCACAGCAAUGAAUGGUUUGGGCAGCUAUGAGAUUGCAGCAGAGGCAGGAAUCCCUCCUGUGCAGCGCAGCCUUGUGCUGAAGCUGUGUGAGGUGGGCUGGCUGUUCAGGAAGCUGCAAAGCCAUGCUAAGGAACAGGACGGCGGCAGCGCGAUUCGGCAAGCCUUCCAGGCGGCUCUGCAGCAUGAGCUGAACAGCCUCUACCAGCUCAUGGCGCAGCUGGAUGCCCUGGCAGGCCACCCGCUGCCUGCAGGGGAGGACACAGGUGCGCCGUACCUGACGCUUCGGCGGCUGGCGGUGUGGCUUGGCGAGCCCAUGCAGCGCCUACGCGCACUGGCCAAGCUGGCGGACGCCGUCUUAGACCUGCAAGGCGGCCAGCUCAUCUCCGCGCUCGAGGCCGCCACCAAGCACGGCGAGCCAACCGCCUGUGGAACCGCUGAGAGGUGCCUCAGGCAGGCGUGCAUGCCUCUGCUGGACAUGAUCCGGUGCUGGCUGUUUGAGGGGCGCCUCACCAGCAGCCCCGGCGACUUCUUCAUAACCGCCAGUCCGCACUCAAAAGCAAGCCCCGGCUCCCUAUGGCGUAAGGGAUAUUUGCUGGAGGAGGACAUGCGGCCGCCAUUUGUUAGCGCUGCCAUGUCACACAAGCUGCUGCGAGGCGGCAAGACACUCAUCUUCCUCAGGGAGUGCUGUGGGGAUGCGGAGUUUGAGCAGAGCUUGGCCAGGACACCCAUGGCAGCAGCUGCCUCCCAGCUCAGCCAUGGCCAGACUGAGCAGUUGGAGCGGCUUGUGGAGAAGACAGCGGCCAGAAUUGACCGGCACGUAGUCAGCACGCUGCUGGACAAGUACAGCAUCGUGUCGCACUGCAGCGCUAUCAAGCGCUACCUGCUGCUCAGCCAGGGGGAUUUCGUGGCGGCGCUGAUGGAGGGAUUGGGAGGGGAGCUGACGAGGCCCUCAAGGGAGAUAAGCGAGUACGGGCUGGCCGGGUACCUGGACGCCGCCAUCCGCGCGUCCUCCGCGCAGUAUGACAACCCCGAUGUGCACAACCGCCUGCGCAUCCGCCUUGACCACGGCGCCGGCUCUGAGACCGGCUGGGACGUGUUCUCCCUGCGCUAUAGCGUGGAGGAGCCGCUGGCGACGGUGAUGACGGAUGCGGCGGCGGCGCAGAUCCAGGCGGUGGCUCGGCUGCUGUGGGCGCUAAAGCGCGCGGAGCACUCCCUUUCCGCCGCCUGGCUGCUGCUGAACACCACGCAGCGCACGCUCACCCGGCUCACCACCAAGGCCAAGCGCGCCCACCUGCCCUGCACAGGCACGGGGGCGGUGCUGGGCGUGCUGAAGAACCUUCAGGGGCUGCGCAACGAGAUGGCGCACUUGUGCACCAACCUGCAGGCCUACCUCAUGUUUGAGGUGCUGGAGCGCGCCUGGACCCAGUUCACCGCUGAGAUCCCCGCAGCGCCCGACCUCGACUCUCUCAUCGGCGCCCACGGGGAGUAUGUGGAUGCGCUGAUGGCGGGGGCGCUGCUGUGCGAGGAGCAUGAGGAGGUGCAGAGAGAGCUGACUCAGCUGCUGGCCUCCCUGCUCACCCUGCUGCCCCAGCUACGCCGCCUCCACAUGCUGGUGGAGGGAGCCCAUACGGAGAUUCACACUCGCGUCAGCGACAUGGGCGACCGUUCCAGAGCCGGGGAGUGGGCCACCACGGAGUCUGAUGCGCCGCUGAGAGGCAUUGACGAAGAUGAGGUGUCCGAGGUGGGCAAGGGCUUGAACAGCGUGACGCGAGACUAUGAGACCCACCUGCGCACCUUCGUGGACCUGCUGCCCACUCAGACUCCCAUGGACCUCAAUUUCCUGCUGUUCCGCCUGGACAAGGCCAUUUCCAGCCGGGAUGGGGAGCAAAAAAGGGACCUGGAGCGCAGUGCAGAAAGAAGAGACAGCAGAUCAAGCCUGUACUGAUGCUUUUGCUCUCUAGAGCCACUGUACUACCUACAUGUGUGUCAAAAAAGCAAAUUGCAACGCCAGACUUGGGCUGGUUAGAUACUGCAUUUUUUGUUCUUCUGCUUACGUGGCCAGGAAGGCAGCUCAUGGCAGACAUCCAUGAAUAUCUUAUGCCCAUGUGCUUUCUUUUUGGAGUUAUUGUCCUGCCUGUGGGAGGUGCUAGGCAGAGGCCUGCACCAUUACCUGCAUUGUGUGUUGCAAGCAUGUUUUGCGGGGUUUUCUUUACUCCAGGGUGAAACCUCCCCUUAUUUCCCUGGUUGGGCGUCGAAAAAUUUUGUUCA